UGGUGGGUCAACUGUGGUGAAUGGAAGCUCAUGGUCAGAUCAGAGUUUUUUCACAGAUACCAAACUUACAGCAAAGUAUGGAAAGUGUGGAAGUUGUUUGUUCAACGUAAAAAAGAGAAGAAAGCAAAAUUAAAAAUCGCUUUUGACCAUUUUAAAGAAACAACAUGCAAGAAAUAUGUUCAAUUUUGGAAGGUAUACAUCCAGCUCCGUCAAAUGAAGACAAGGAUGUACGAGACAUCUUACUCCAUCGCAAGAACAACCCGCAUCCGGACUACUUGGAUCACAUGGUGUGAGAUGGUGAGGUGGAAGAGAGAAGAUGCAAGGAAUAAUGAGAUCGCUUCGUGGAGGUUUAACUCAACUAUUCAAGCGAAGUGCUGGAGAUCUUGGAAGAUUUACCACCAGCAACAAAUUGAAUCCAAACAACAACAACAUCUCGCUAGUUGUCAUCUACGGACGAACUUAUUACAUCAAUAUUUCACCACAUGGAGGCGAUAUAUAACGCUUCGCCGACACAAGAUAUUAAAAAGUCAAAAAGCUCAAGAUUUAUUUGUUUAUUCAUUAAAAGGAAGGAUAUUGUUGCAAUGGAGGAUAAGAUAUAAACAAUCACUUGACCACCAAGCAAGAAUGGAAAAAUGUCAUGAAUUAUCAAUAAGAGCAACCAAACAAAGAUAUUUCAAUUCCUGGCUUCAAUAUAUUAAUGAUAUUCAUAACCAACACAGAAAUCUUGCUAUUGCCGAUUUGUAUAGGAAGAAUAAACUAAAGAAAUUUGUUUUUUCUUCGUUAAUGUCGGCUGUCGAACGUCGUCAUCACAAGGUGGAGCUGUUGUACGUCUCAGAAAGAUUCAGAGAAACUUGGAUGCUUCGUUUAACUUGGAUGACAUGGAAGACAACGGCUGGAGGAAAUUGAAGAAAAAGAUUUAUACGAGUUAUCCCAGAUUGCCCAUCAACAUCACAGAACAACACAGAUGAAGAAAUAUUUGCGGAAGUUGCAAGACAAUGUUGUGAGAAGUAAAAUAAAGAAGGCGAAAAUAAGAAAGGCUGAUGUUUUUUUCAUAGUUAAGAAAUUACCAAGAUGUUUUAAAACUUGGAAAAUAUUUGUUAAAACUCUAAAAGAAAGAAAUUCAAUGAAACGCAAUGCUUCCAUGUUUCACAGAGAGGUUCUUGAGACAAAAUAUUUCUAUAUAUGGUGGAACAAGUUUGAACAAACAAGAGAGCUGAGGACAAUGGAGAGAAUGGCCAUGAUGCAACACACUGAAUCAACGUUACGCCAUCAUUUCCAUAUUUGGGCAACAAAAACACGGUCAAUAUUAUCAGCCAAUCACAGCGAUGUAUUGGCUCGUGUGCAUUAUCGUCAUGCUCUACUGCACACAGCGAUGACAUCAUGGAAAAAGUUUUAUAAGAUGUCUAUGGAGAGGCAGCGGAAGCAAGAUUAUGCUGAGUCAUAUCAUCGCACGGGGACGCUUGCUGGUGCAUGGUUGUCGUGGUUACGCUACGUUGAACAGAAACGAGCAAAACGGAAACAAAUUUCCGAAAUUGAGUCGAAAUAUUCAAGAAAAGUUGUUGAGAAAUGCUUCGAGGGUUGGAAGGUUUUUGUUCGGAUGACCCGUCAGAUCAACCUAAAGGCAUCAGCGCAACUUGAAGCGAAACGAAACAAAAUUCUUCGUGAAACUUUCACAAAAUGGAGGUUGGCAACUUUGGAAAAUAUUCAAAAGAAAUCGUUCAACGAGAAAGCUAGGAAUCACCGAAACAAUCAAUUAAAAUUGGCUGUGUUUUUAAAAUGGAGGAAAUGGUCAGUUGUACACAACUAUAGAAAGACACAAAUCAAAGAAAAAGUUGAUUUUUGCGUCAACACGUUGAACUUUUCGUCUCGGAAACGAUAUUUUCACCGCUGGGUGUUAGCGUUGAGUGAAUUAGGAAAAGAAAAGAAGAAAGAAAAACUUGCUGUCGAGUUUUACCGGAAAAAAGUUUCAAAAGUUGUUUUUAAUGCCUGGCUUUUAUUCAGGUUUCUGGCUCUCAAGAAGUUGUUAAUGCAGCGACAAGCAAAUAUAUUUUCAUGCCAACGUAUCUUAAGAACCUCCUUUUCAACUUGGUCGAGCCAUUUUAAAGAUUCUGUCUCUGAAAGAAAGAAAACUGGUGAUGCGUUAUGGUUAUGGUCGGUCACGCUCCAAGGAAGAUGCUUAGAUGGUUGGAGGGCCUUCACAGCUGAACGAUCACGUAAAAAACAGCGAUUCGCUCAAGCGUUAAAGAUGAGAUCACAUGACAUGGUCACGCAUGGCUGCACACAAAUUUUACGUUACCACGCUGAUAAACUCGCUGAAAGAACAAACAUGGCAGCAAAGUUACAAGUGCAGUCGAGCCACACAGCGUACCACCUUGCAUGGAAGUAUGGAAUGAUAUGGCUUAAUAAGACCCGGCAUAGAAUGGAUGAGAGGAAAGCUUUCCAAACCAUAAGAACAUGGUCUCCUCAACCAAAUAUGGAUAUUUUGGUGAAACCUUCACUACCCACUUGUACAAGUUUUGAAGUUGCAAAAGUGCGGGCUGCUCCAAGACUACCUGAUUUUCUUGACGAGUCGUUAAAUCGUGAAGGAUUAUUACUCAGCAAAUAUUCUACCUCACAUGCAACCCAUGACGACAGAAAUGAUGACUUUGCAGUUUCACGAACGAUGAUAAAUGAGAAAGUUGUUUCACAUGAUAUCUACGAAUCACGUGAUGGAAAUCAUGAACCUCAGAUUUUGUUGCCACCAUCAGCUUUCACACUAAAUCAUGGUGAACAAGAUCACGCCGGUGAUGCGAAUCACAUUCAUGGUUCGAAUCAUGGAUAUGAGUGGAAUCAUAUGAACACUAGGGAAAGUUUCAUUCAAAGUACAUCGUAUCACAACGAUAAAUUGAAUCACGCUCAUGAAGAUGAUCAUGAAAACAAUCAUGGUAUGAACCUCUCACAUAAUACACCUACUAAUCAUGGUGAUUAUGAUUAUCAUAUGAGCAAGACUCAUGACAGAACAAGCCAAACUUUCCUUAUACCACAAACUCCUGUAAAAUUCAUGAAAUCACGAAAAAUAUCCCGUGAUUCGGUCGGGAACUCUGGUGAUGGAAAUCCUGGUUCAUCAUCAAAUAGUUCAUCGUUUUCAUCACCUUCUCAUGACCGUGAAAACUCCUCUCAUGAGUAUUCAUAUGAUCAAACCUCAAGCCAACAUCCUACAUCACAAACAUUUAUUAUUACAUCACAAAAGGAUGACCCCUCCUCUACUUUUAUUGCCUCAAAAUCACGUGAUUAUGACCUGGAGUCUCAUGAGUCAUCACAAACUUUUAUAAAAAUUCCUUCCCGCGAUUUUGUUCAUGAAACAUCACAAACUUUCAGAAAAUCUCAUGAUUCACCAACGUUAUCACGGGAUCCAGUUCACAUAGAACUGAAAAACAUUCAUAAAGAAUUACAAGAAUUUCAGAAGUUAAAGCAACAACUAAAAGUAUUGAAACAACAGCGAAAUGUUAUGUUAGAUUGUUACGAACGUAACACAAUGAACAUACCACCUACUUCUUCAUUGGAUUUCAAUAUUGUGGAAGUUGAACUACAACAGAUCAACAAAGAAAUUGAUUCGAUUUCAAAAACUUUAAUUUUACGAAAACCGGAAAUUGAAAAUCUUGCAGUGAGGGUUCAGGUGCUUAGCUCAAGACCAACUUAAACAAGUUAUUUGUUUAACUUAAGUUUAUUUAAAAAACGAUAAACUAUUUUUACCACUACAUCAUAACCUGCUGCUGUUGCUACUAGGCAUAAUAUAUUUUAAAACUGCUAUUCUGGUAAAAAUAAACUUUUUGUAACCAAUUUUUGUUUUUUUAGUCUUGCUCAAUGGCAGACAAAACUAUGGUUACAAUUACAUAAUAUAUUUUAUGCUUAUUUUGAUACCAGAAGAACAGUUUUAAAUUUAUUUUCUUCGUAGUUUGUUAAAUAUUUCAGAUAUUUAAUGCCUAAAUUCGUAUUUUUGUACACUUUAUAAGAUGUAAAGCAUUUAUGAAGAUAUAGUUUUGUUUACACUUUUUUUUAAAUUUCUUGUAAGUAGGAGGGUUCUGAGUUAAAAGCUUUUUGUAGAUUAGUUUUAUUUACAGCCCAACGUUUCUGUGUGAUUUUUAAAACCUAUACCUUGUUAAAAAUAUGGUUACAGAUAUUUAAACUUGAGUUUCCAAAUCUAAAAACUAACCUAAAAAAUCUCUGGCAAAAAAAUUCAGUAACAAAUGCUACCAACUCUUUUUAACUUUAACAUUCCAGUGUCAACUCUAUGGCAUUUGCCAAAUGCCACCGUAAAUUUCAAAUUUGUUUUUGACCUACAUUUUUAGUAAUUCAUAAGUUCAUGUAAAAAUGUCUGUAUAUUGCAAGUUGUGUAUUGUAAGAAGUGCCAAAGUUGCUGUUCCUUGAAACUUGCCUGUGUGUUGAGUUAUGCAGUGUUAUAUAUGCAACCUUGUGUGCUGUGUAGUACUAUGUAUCAAAAUAAAUUUUCUAGUUAGAUA
Molecule: messenger RNA, 4499 nt
Organism: Ciona intestinalis (vase tunicate)
Lineage: Eukaryota; Metazoa; Chordata; Ascidiacea; Phlebobranchia; Cionidae
Source: RefSeq, a predicted model, not a curated record